CGCCCCCACCGAGGCGCGGAGGGGGCGGGGCCGCGAGGGGAGGAGGUGAGAGUGAGGCCGAGGGGUGGGGAGCCCGGGAAUUCCCUCCUCCUGAAGUAACGAGUCCCGGGCCGGCUCGGCCGUCGUCGCUGCCGCCCCGCGCCCCGCGCCGAGGAGGUGCAGGAGGGAGAGGGCCCCGCGGGCGUCGCCUCCGCCUCGCGCCCCCUCUCCACCGCCCCGAGCCGCCGCCGCCGCGACUCAUGCGAACGCCGGAGGGCAGAUUUGAUAAUGGGCUGCAUUAAAAGUAAAGAAAACAAAAGUCCAGCUAUUAAAUACAGAACUGAAAACACUCCAGAGUCUGUCAGUACAAGUGUCAGCCAUUAUGGAACAGAACACACGGCAGUGACACCAUCAUCUUCAGCAAAAGGAACUUCGGUUAAUUUUAGCAGUCUUUCUAUAACACCAUUUGGAGGAUCCUCAGGGGUAACUCCUUUUGGAGGAGCAUCUUCCUCAUUCUCAGUGGUGCCAAGUUCAUAUCCUACUGGUUUAACAGGUGGUGUUACUAUAUUUGUGGCCUUAUAUGAUUAUGAAGCUAGAACUACAGAAGAUCUUUCAUUUAAAAAGGGUGAAAGAUUUCAAAUAAUUAACAAUACGGAAGGAGACUGGUGGGAAGCAAGAUCAAUUGCUACAGGAAAGAAUGGUUACAUCCCUAGCAAUUAUGUAGCGCCUGCAGAUUCCAUUCAGGCAGAAGAAUGGUAUUUUGGCAAAAUGGGGAGAAAAGAUGCUGAAAGAUUACUUUUGAAUCCUGGCAAUCAACGAGGUAUAUUCUUAGUAAGAGAAAGUGAAACCACUAAAGGUGCUUAUUCCCUUUCUAUUCGUGAUUGGGAUGAAGUAAGGGGUGACAAUGUGAAACACUACAAAAUUAGGAAACUUGACAAUGGUGGCUACUAUAUCACAACCAGAGCACAAUUUGACACUCUGCAGAAAUUGGUGAAACACUAUACAGAACAUGCUGAUGGUUUAUGCCACAAGUUAACAACUGUGUGUCCAACUGUGAAACCCCAGACUCAAGGUCUAGCAAAGGAUGCUUGGGAAAUCCCUCGAGAAUCUUUGCGACUAGAGGUUAAAUUAGGACAAGGAUGUUUUGGUGAAGUAUGGAUGGGAACAUGGAAUGGAACCACAAAAGUAGCAAUCAAAACAUUAAAACCAGGUACAAUGAUGCCAGAAGCUUUUCUUCAAGAAGCUCAGAUAAUGAAAAAGUUAAGGCAUGAUAAACUUGUUCCACUAUAUGCUGUUGUUUCUGAAGAACCAAUUUAUAUUGUCACUGAAUUUAUGUCAAAAGGAAGUUUAUUAGAUUUCCUUAAGGAAGGAGAUGGAAAAUAUUUGAAGCUUCCACAACUGGUUGAUAUGGCUGCUCAGAUUGCCGAUGGUAUGGCAUAUAUUGAAAGAAUGAACUAUAUUCACCGAGAUCUUCGGGCUGCUAAUAUUCUUGUAGGAGAAAAUCUUGUGUGUAAAAUAGCAGAUUUUGGUUUAGCAAGGUUAAUUGAAGACAAUGAAUACACGGCAAGACAAGGUGCAAAAUUUCCAAUCAAAUGGACAGCUCCUGAAGCUGCACUUUAUGGUCGAUUUACAAUAAAGUCUGAUGUGUGGUCAUUUGGAAUUCUACAGACAGAAUUGGUAACUAAGGGGAGAGUGCCAUAUCCAGGUAUGGUAAACCGUGAAGUGCUGGAACAGGUAGAACGUGGAUACAGGAUGCCCUGCCCUCAGGGCUGUCCAGAAUCUCUCCAUGAAUUGAUGAAUCUUUGUUGGAAGAAAGACCCUGAUGAGAGACCAACAUUUGAAUAUAUCCAGUCCUUCUUGGAAGACUACUUCACUGCUACAGAGCCACAGUACCAGCCAGGAGAAAAUUUAUAAUCUGGAUUAUAAUCUGAAUUUAUAAUCCAAGUAGCCUAUUUUAUAUGCAUAAGUCUGCCAAAAUGUAAAGAACUUGUGUAGAGUUCCUCACUUAUGUACAGGAAUCAAAAGAAGAAAAUAUUCUUCACUCUGCAUGUUUCAUUGGUAAACUGGAAUUCCAGAUAUGGUUGCACAAAACCACUUUUUUUUUUUUUUUUUCCUAAGUGUUAAACUCUAAAGUACCAAUGAUGAAUUUUCCAACUUAUUUCAGGGUCCAAAAAAAGUGGAGCUAAGAUAUUGAACUGCAUGGUAAGGAAGCACAACAAGGCUACUCUUUAUAAAUCAUUUUCUUUCUUCCCCGAACUCCGAUUGUUAAGAAAAAAAUAUUUAUUGUUAUAGACAAAACUUGAGAGGUAAAAACUUAUACCAUAGUUAAAUCUAAAAUUAAGGAAUUUCAUGGGACCAAAUUAAUUCCAUUCCAGUUUUUAAGGCUUUCUUGUGUUUAUUAUUCUCAAAGGGGUUUUUUUCUAUGUUAAACAGUCGAUAUGGAGUCUUAACAUAUGCCUCCUUUUGCUUGGAAAUACACCAGAAUUUUCAAAUGCAAAAAGGAUAACAUCUAAAACUUGAUUAACUGUUAGACCUCAGCAGUGGAAUUUGUAAGUAUAAUGCACUAUGUUCAUACUCAUAUUCAUGGAACUGGAAGAUAGAAAAAGAAGUUUUUCACUUCAUUUUUGAAAUAAUUCACAUUUAGAAUAAUGAAAGUAACUGUAAAGUAAACUCAUCUUUUGUAAGGUUACAUUGAUUUUUUUUUUUUUUUUUUCAAAGAGAAUAUAUAAUUGAAAUUUUAUCAUCCAGUCCAAGGGAAAAUCUUCCAAUCUUUAGCAUGAAAAGUGAGACCCAGAAUUUAAGCAGUCCAUUUUUAAAAAUAGACUUGGUACUGUAAGAUGUUGCUAAUAUGUUCUUAUGGUAAUGGGUGCCACAAAUAGAAAAUAUCACUAGAUCAGGGACUUGAACGCACUUUUGCUUGUAUUGAAUAUAGACUAAGAGAGAGGAAAAUGUAUUUAAAAGAAAUAUGAGAAAAGAAAAUGUGAAAGUUUUACAGGUAGAGAGGUGGAAUGUAAUGUUUUAAUGUUGAUGUCAUGGAGUGACACAAUGGCUUUGCUGGCACUCAAAGCUCUUCACUUAGCUGUUUCUGAGACUUUAAAGAGUUAUAAGGUAUGACUGUAAAACUAAUUUUCUUAACAUACACACUAAACGAGUGUUAGUUACAUCCUCAAAAUAGUGAAGUUAAGGCUUCACACUAAUUCUAGUGACAUAGCUUUUAUUCAGAACAAUUUUAGAGUUUUCAAAUUCAUAUUUAAAUCUCCACUUUUUAAAUAUACUUAAUGAUUAUCAAUUUUUCCUUUUAGAAUAUAGUUGAUUUGAGGAGGAAAAUUAAUUCUUCAUAAUAACAGUCAUUGAAGGGGGACAGUUUUUGCCCAUUUAAAGUGCAGAAGUGAAACAUACAAAAAAUAAGGCUGAUCUUUUUAACUUGGAAAGAAAUUCCCAAGAAAUGAAUUUCAGUAGCAUUACUGGCUUAAGAGUCUAACAAAGGAAAAACUGAAUCUGAUAAGUAGAAGUCUAGUAUUUAUAUUUUGAAAUACUGUAAUAUAGUUACACUUUAAAACAUUGUUAUCAGGUUCCCAUAUUUUCAGCAUAUAAUUUUUAACAUCACUUAAUGUGAUUAAUCAUUAAAAUUCUGUGCCAUGGUUUAUAUGUUCAAAUUCAAACCAUUUUAAAAUGUGACAAAUGAAUUUCAUGCAAGUUGGCAAUAGUUCUGGUACUAAAAAUUAUGGUUGUGUCUUCUGUUUACAUAACCUGUUCAGUAUUGAAUCCCUGUGUCGAAAGGGUAUUCCUAUGAAGAGAGCCCUCAUUAUUGCCCUUAACACCUACAACCUGUGACUAGUUUUUUAAAGGGCUUUAUGUGAACCGUGAUGUAAUUUUUCUAAGCGUUUUAAAAAGGGUAACAAAAUUAUGUACUGAUUCUGAUCAGAAAAUUAAGCCAGGAAGUUGAUGGUGUUGAUUAGAUUUUAACUAAAAGGAACAGUUCCUGAUAAUAACAAUUAUAUAGUAAGGAUAAAACACUAACUUAAUGUGUAUUCAGUUUAAAUUGUUAUGUAUUUUUAAAUUGCCAAGAAAAACAGUUUUGUAUAUUUGAAGAUUUUUUUCCAACAGCUUUCAUCUUUAAUGUCUUAAUAUAACCCUUACCAAAAAAGGAGUUGGCAAAAACAGCCUUCUAGCACAAACACUUUUUUUAAUGAAUAGUAGCCUAAAACUUAAUAUUUUUAUAAAGUAUUGUAAUAUUGUUUUGUGGAUAAAUGAAAUAAAAAUUCUUGUUGAAUGCA
Molecule: messenger RNA, 4256 nt
Organism: Sciurus carolinensis (gray squirrel)
Lineage: Eukaryota; Metazoa; Chordata; Mammalia; Rodentia; Sciuridae
Gene: Yes1
Product: YES proto-oncogene 1, Src family tyrosine kinase
Exons: 12
Coding region: 268-1893 (541 amino acids)
Biological process (GO): cell differentiation; cell surface receptor protein tyrosine kinase signaling pathway; protein phosphorylation
Cellular component (GO): extrinsic component of cytoplasmic side of plasma membrane
Molecular function (GO): signaling receptor binding; ATP binding; non-membrane spanning protein tyrosine kinase activity
Source: RefSeq, a predicted model, not a curated record